AUGUUCCUCUCAUCCCUCGUCUGGACAGCUCGCCAUAUCAGCUCCCCAAACUACCUCCUCAAAAAGACAAACACCUACACACCACUCCUCGACCGCUUCGACAUCUCGUUCGUCAAGACCAAGAACAACGCAAGCCUCUUCAACACCCCCUACAGCAUCUACAAAGACGAUCCCUCGCCCAGCGUGGACGCAGCGUGGGAAGAAAUCGCCGACACGCCCGUCCUCGCCAUCUCUCGGGAAGACGUCGUGACCAUGGGCAAAGAUCCCGACUACGUCGUAGGCAUACCCGAAGAAUUCGGCCACGGCCCUGGAAAAUACUUUGCCGUGAACGACGGCCAGCACCUCAUCCACUGCCUCAACGAGCUCCGCAAAUAUGCCUUUUACGACUACUACUACGCGCCGAAGUACGGCCCCGAGACCAAUCUCCCAAAGAUGGUCGCAGCGCACCGGACGCACUGCGUGGGCGUCUUGCUGGACGCCCUGACGUGCCAGCCGAGUCUCAACAUGGUGGUGUGGGAAUACGUGCAAGGGCAGAGCAAGCCGUGGCCGGAUUUUGAUGCGUGGAGGAUGUGCUAUGGGCACGAGAAGUUCUACGAGUGGCAGAAGGGUGAGCAGGUUGAUUUGGAGAGGACCAAGACGUGGGAUUGGACGAAGGCGAGGAUAAAGGAGAGACCUGAGGUGGAGGAGAUGAGGGCGGAGAGAAGGAAAGGGGGCGAAAGCCAGCAUGAGGGACACUGGGCUUAG
Messenger RNA from Paraphaeosphaeria sporulosa, 744 nucleotides. RefSeq lists its product as uncharacterized. The record is from RefSeq and is a predicted model, not a curated record. Bases 1 to 744 code for a protein of 247 amino acids. Gene Ontology annotation, biological process: mycotoxin biosynthetic process. NCBI's taxonomy places the organism in Eukaryota, Fungi, Ascomycota, Dothideomycetes, Pleosporales, Didymosphaeriaceae. The transcript has 2 exons.